This is a messenger RNA of Nomascus leucogenys (northern white-cheeked gibbon), 3060 nucleotides long. The record is from RefSeq and is a predicted model, not a curated record. Lineage: Eukaryota; Metazoa; Chordata; Mammalia; Primates; Hylobatidae.
CGGGGAAGACGCCAAGAUGGCGACGAGUCACUCUUUCGACCUCGCGCAGGGCGGCGGCCCGCAGUACAGUGCCCAGCCUCCGACCCUUCCCCUGCCCACUGUGGGGGCCAGCUAUACCGCACAGCCCACUCCUGGGAUGGACCCUGCCACGAACCCGGCCUUUCCCCCAGCUGCCCCGUCAGGGUACGGUGGAUACCAGCCCCACUCCGGCCAGGACUUCACCUACGGCAGCCGACCCCAGGAGCCCGUCCCCACGGCCACCACCAUGGCUACCUACCAGGACAGUUACAGCUAUGGACAGUCAGCAGCUGCCAGGAGCUAUGAGGACAGGCCGUACUUCCAGCCUCCUGCCCUCCAGCCUGGGCACAUGACAGCCACAGACUCCUGCCAGCCAGGGACCCAAGAGGCCUGCGGGCAGCCCAGCCCCCAUGGCGGUCACAGCCACGCUCAGCCCCCACAGCAGGCGCCCAUAGUGGAGGACGGACAGCCAGCAAGCACCUUGUCCUCGGGAUACACCUACCCCACGGCGACAGGUGUCCAGCCCAAGUCCUCAGAGUCCAUCGUGACCUCCUACCCCCCGCCCUCCUACAAUCCCACCCGCACCGCCUACACGGCACCAAGCUACCCGAGCUAUGACGCGUCGGUGUACUCCGCCGCCAGCCCUUUCUAUCCUCCAGCGCAGCCCCCGCCUCCCCCGGGACCCCCUCAGCAGCUGCCCCCGCCGCCCAUGCCUGUGGGCUCAGGCAGCAGCCCCAGGGCCGACUCGAAGCCACCGCUUCCCAGCAAGCUGCCGAGACCCAAGGCCGGGCCCAGGCAGCUCCAGCUUCACUACUGCGACAUCUGCAAGAUCAGCUGCGCUGGCCCCCAGACCUACCGGGAACAUCUGGGAGGGCAGAAGCACAGAAAGAAGGAGGCGGCCCAGAAGACAGGCAUGCAGCCCAACGGGAGCCCGCGCGGAGUGCAGGCGCAGCUGCAUUGCGACCUGUGUGCCGUGUCCUGCACCGGGGUGGAUGCCUACGCGGCCCACAUCCAGGGAGCCAAGCACCAGAAGGUCUUCAAGCUGCACGCCAAACUGGGGAAGCCCAUUCCCACCCUCGAGCCUGCACCGGCCACAGAGAGCCCCGCCGGGGUGGAGGCCAAGCCCACAUCCCCCACUGGCCCCAGCGUGUGUGCCUCGAACAGGCCAGCACUGGCCAAGAGACCCGUGGCCUCGAAGGCCUCACGCGAGGGGCCUCCUGAGCUGCAAGCAGCAGGCUGCAGACCCCAGUGGGGGAAACCAGCCCGACCCAAAUUAGAGGAUCCGGGAGCACCUACCCAAGGAGGCUCAGAGGAAGCUCCCCUGGGCUGCUCUGAUGCGCAGCCGGUGGGCCCAGAAUAUGUGGAGGAGGUGUGCAGCGAGGAAGGGCGAGUGCUUCGCUUCCACUGCAAGCUGUGCGAGUGCGGUUUCAACGACCUUAACGCCAAGGUCCUGCAUGUGAGGGGGCGGCGGCACCGGCUGCAGUACCGGAAGAAAGUGAACCCGGACCUUCCCAUUGCCACAGAGCCCAGCAGCCGGGCUCAGAAGCUCCUGGAGGAGCGGAUGAGGAAGCAGCGGCGCCUGGCAGAGGAGCGGCUGGAGCAGCUGCGGCGCUGGCACGCAGAGAGGAGGCGGCUGGAGGAGGAGCCACCCCAGGACGUGCCGCCCCACGCACCGCCUGACUGGGCCCAGCCUCUGCUCAUGGGCAGGCCAGAGCCACCUGCCAGCGCCCCACUCCAGCCUGGGCGGCGGCCGGCGUCCAGCGAUGACCGGCACGUCAUGUGCAAGCAUGCCACCAUCUACCCCACAGAGCAGGAGCUCCUGGCCGUGCAGAGGGCCGUGUCCCACGCAGAGCGGGCCCUCAAGCUGGUGUCCGACACGCUGGCCGAGGAGGACCAGGGCCGCCGAGAGGAAGAGGGCGACAAGCGCAGCAGCGUUGCCCCGCAGACUCGGGUCCUGAAAGGCGUCAUGCGGGUAGGCAUCCUGGCGAAAGGCCUCCUCCUGCGUGGGGACAGGAACGUGCGCCUCGCUCUGCUCUGCUCCGAGAAGCCCACGCACGGCCUGCUGCGGAGGAUCGUCCAGCAGCUGCCCCGGCAGCUCCAGAUGGUGACUGAGGAUGAGUAUGAGGUCUCCUCCGACCCUGAAGCCAACAUUGUCAUCUCCUCCUGCGAGGAGCCCAGGAUGCAGGUCACCAUAUCCGUCACCUCACCCCUGAUGCGGGAGGACCCCUCCACAGACCCAGAAGGUGUGGAGGAGCCUCAGGCUGAUGCAGGUGACGUCCUGAGCCCCAAGAAGUGCCUGGAGUCCCUGGCCGCCCUCCGUCAUGCCAGGUGGUUUCAGGCUCGAGCCAGCGGCCUGCAGCCAUGCGUGAUCGUCAUCAGGGUCCUGAGGGACCUCUGCCGGCGCGUGCCCACCUGGGGGGCCCUGCCAGCCUGGGCCAUGGAGCUGCUGGUGGAGAAGGCUGUGAGCAGUGCGGCUGGGCCCCUGGGCCCUGGGGACGCGGUCAGGCGAGUCCUGGAGUGCGUGGCCACAGGGACCCUCUUGACAGACGGGCCCGGGCUCCAGGAUCCCUGCGAGAGAGACCAGACAGACGCCCUCGAGCCCAUGACCCUCCAAGAGCGGGAAGACGUGACCGCCAGUGCCCAGCACGCCCUGCGAAUGCUGGCCUUCCGGCAGACCCACAAGGUCCUGGGCAUGGAUCUCCUGCCGCCCAGACACCGGCUGGGGGCCCGCUUCCGGAAGAGGCAGCGAGGACCUGGCGAGGCAGAGGAGGGCGCAGGGGAGAAGAAGCGGGGCCGGCGGGGCGGAGAGGGGCUCAUGUGAGCCGCCUGCCUCCCCCACCUGCAGGCCUCCACAUCCCUGCACUCCUGGACAUGUGUGCGCUGACCAAUGGCUGCUUCAUCCCCGACGUUGGACAACGGUCAUUUCCUUUUGAGUAAUGCUCUGUAGGUUUCUUUUAAAACACCUGCGCUUCAGGCCGGGCGCCGUGGCUCAUGCCUUUAAUCCCAGCACUUUGGGAGGCUGAGUUGCUUGAGCCUGAGAGU